This is a messenger RNA of Elaeis guineensis (African oil palm), 2208 nucleotides long. RefSeq names its product very-long-chain aldehyde decarbonylase GL1-3-like. Gene Ontology annotation, biological process: lipid biosynthetic process. Gene Ontology annotation, molecular function: oxidoreductase activity; iron ion binding. Lineage: Eukaryota; Viridiplantae; Streptophyta; Magnoliopsida; Arecales; Arecaceae. The record is from RefSeq and is a predicted model, not a curated record.
AUGGCUGCUCCCUUGUCUUCCUGGCCUUGGGGAAACUUGGGUGCCUACAAGUAUCUCUUAUAUGGGCCUCUUGUAACCGAGGCUCUGCAUUCUUGGGUGAAUGGGACAUCAAAUGAUCGGUGUCUUCACCUUCUAAUCCUCUGUGGCCUCAGAGGGCUCGUAUACCACUUCCGGACCUCCUUCAGCAACAUGCUCUUCCUCACUCGGACGCGGCGAGUGAUCACAGACGGCGUCGACUUCAAGCAAAUCGACAGGGAGUGGGACUGGGACAAUUUCCUUAUCCUCCAAGCUCUCAUUGGAGCCAUAGCAUUUUGCUUUGUCCCAUCCUUAAGAGGCCUCCCAUUCUGGGACUUCAGAGGGUGCAUUGUUGCUUUGUUACUCCAUGUUGGGGUCUCAGAGCCCUUGUUCUAUUGGGUGCAUAGGUGCUACCACACAGGCUAUCUCUUCACCAACUACCAUUCAUUACACCACUCCUCUAAGGUGCUCCGGCCCUUCACAGCUGGAUUUGGUACUCUUUUGGAGCACCUAAUGCUUGGUGUGGUGAUGGGUGCCCCACUUCGUGGGGCCUUCUUGAUGGGAUCCGGCUCUAUUAGCUUGAUGUAUGGCUACAUUCUUGUCUUUGACUCCCUGAGGUGCAUGGGGUACAGCAACGUGGAGGUGUUCUCUCAUGGCUUGUUUGAGGCCCUUCCUUUUCUCAGAUACCUGAUUUACACCCCUACAUACCACAGUCUACAUCACAUAGAAAAGAACUCCAAUUUCUGCCUUUUCAUGCCUAUUUAUGAUGUGUUUGGAAGAACACUCAAUAGCAAGUCAUGGCAGUUGCAGAAGGAGAUAAGCUCAGGGAAAAGUAAGCAAGUUCCUGACUUUGUCUUCCUUGCCCAUGUCAUAGAUGUGAUCUCGUCCAUGCAUGCGCCCUUUGUGUCUCAAUCAUGUGGCUCGGAACCAUUUGUCACCAAGCUUUUCAUGUUGCCACUCUGGCCUCUUGCUUUUUUGGUAAUGCUCUUAAUGUGGGCUUGGUCUAAGACCUUCUUGUUCACCUUCUACAACCUAAGGGGCCGACUCCACCAAACAUGGGUAGUCCCAAGAUAUGGGUUUCAGUAUUUCUUGCCAUCUGCUAAAAGUGGCAUCAAUAACCAGAUCGAGUUGGCAAUCUUGAGGGCAGACAAGAUGGGAGUCAAGGUCCUCAGCCUUGCAGCAUUGAAUAAGAAUGAAGCACUCAAUGGUGGAGGAACACUAUUUGUAAGCAAACACCCAAAUCUAAAAGUGAGAGUUGUCCAUGGAAACACCUUGACAGCAGCUGUGAUCCUUAACGAAAUUCCAAAGGAUGUGAAAGAAGUUUUCUUGACCGGGGCGACAUCUAAGCUAGGACGAGCAAUUGCACUAUACCUUUGCAGGAAAAAAAUUCGAGUCAUGAUGCUGACUCUGUCAACUGAAAGAUUUCUGAAAAUUCAAAAGGAAGCCUCUCCAGAGUGUCAACACUAUCUUGUGCAAGUCACCAAGUGCCAAGCAGCGCAAAGUUGCAAGACAUGGAUAGUGGGCAAGUGGCUAUCGCCAAGGGAGCAGCAUUGGGCGUCAUCAGGCACGCACUUCCACCAAUUCGUCGUCCCUCCAAUCAUUGGCUUCAGAAGAGACUGCACCUACUGGAAGCUGGCUGCAAUGAGGCUUCCCCAGGAUGUCCAAGGCCUGGGAACCUGUGAGUACACAAUGGAGCGAGGUGUGGUGCAUGCCUGUCAUGCUGGAGGUGUGGUCCAUUGCUUGGAAGGUUGGAGCCAUCACGAGGUCGGCGCCAUCGCUGUGGACCGGAUCGAUGUUGUGUGGAGAGCUGCAAUGAAGCAUGGAUUAACACCUGUUUGAACACAUUCAUCUUUCUCAGCUAGCUUCAUUCGCUCACACAAAAAAUGGAGGAAGAAGAAGAAGGAAAAAAAAAAAAACAAACCAUUUUCUCUGCUUCGGUUUUCGGGGAUACUCAUCUACGAUAGGAAAUUCCAAGCAUGUAUUUCGGUGCUAUUCUUUGUCAUGUACGUUGGGGGAUAACAAAGCUAAGGGCUUCUCCACGUAUGUGGCGGUUGUAGGCUGGUGUGAAUGGUAGAUGGAAACUUUGCGUCAACUGAAGAACAAAAACACAUGCAUGCAGGAGCUAAAUGGCUGUGUCCCUCAAAAAUGUAAGAUAUAUGGAUGCAUUAGUAAAGAUAUUUGAUCCUCGCGGUU